This is a messenger RNA of Dimorphilus gyrociliatus, 2845 nucleotides long. Lineage: Eukaryota; Metazoa; Annelida; Polychaeta; Dinophilidae. The record is from the annotation of a GenBank genome assembly.
AACUGCACCAGACUUGCAAUCAGAGUCAAUCGUAAACAACAACCAAUAAAGUUUCUCUUAAUUUUGAUACUGUUUUUAUUAUUAUUCUUGAUGAAUUAUGAAAUUUUUAAAUAUUUCAACACUCUUACUAAUUUUCCAGUUGGGUAAGUAAAUUAAUAUACAAUAUUUAUCCAUUUAUAGUUUAUUAAUAAUGAUAAUAACAAUAGUUUGUAAUAAUGGAUUUGCUCAAAAUAUUCUUCCCAUGCAACAAAGAACCUUUCAAACAGGAGAUUAUACAGUUUUCGUUGCUGGCGAAAAUCCCUUUUGGUAUAAUGUUGUUGGGAGAACUUUCAUGAACUUUAGAGUGCAAGGUUGCGCCUCUGUCUACGUUUAUCUCAGCGAUUCAAUGGCUGUAGAUGAUGAUACAAUAGAAAUAGGCCUAGGAGUAAAUGAUAAUACCGGAGUGUCGAUAAGCAAUAGUUUCUCUCCUGGCCAAAUUGCUACCUAUGAGAAUUUACUGCACUGUAAUGACUAUAGGUCGUUCUGGUUGCAAUGGCUACCUAGGAAAGUUUCAAUUGGAAUCGGAAAUUCACUAGGCCGAAAUGUUAUUAUCGAAUUAAACACAAGCAUGAACAUAGCCGAUAACGUGGUAGGCGUCGGAUUCUCUGCGCGAUAUGGCAAUAAAGCCGCGUUCAGAAUACCUGAGAACUCUGGUAACAUGAUAUUAUGCCGAACUCCUUUCGAACAUUCUUAUAGAUAUCUUUGGAAAUCUGUUAAAUCGAGAAAUUUUAUAAAUUUCUGGGUUGAUGCGGCUGCCUAUGCACAUAUCAUCUUGGCCAGAGAUGAGGGUGACUCGCAGAAUAAUAUUUAUGAAGUUGUUCUAGGAACUGACUUUAAUCAAAAGUCCAUUAUUCGUGUGGUUAGUAGAGGUGGACCAGAACAUUUUAGAGAUCAGAAAGACACACCAAAUAUUCUUAAGGAAGGAGAAUCAAGGGAAUUUUGGAUUGGAUGGUUAGAUGGAAAGAUUGAAGUCGGUAAAGGGGGCGUUCAAAAAGUGAAUACAAUCCUAUCUUAUCAAGAUCCGAAUCCUUCCCCCAUACGCUAUUUAGGCAUUUCGACAAGUAUAUUUAGCUCUGGAAGAUGGUACAUGGUUGAUAAUGUGGAAAGUACCAAUUAUGCAUUUACUCCAGCAACGCCCACAAACGACAUUGGCAAACUGUAUAAAACACUAUGGUUAAAUUCACCCCGUCAAUCUUAUCUAGUAUUCUUUGUUAAGGCUUGCGGUUGGGCUACACUUCAUAUUUCAACUAGAUUGGGUUUUGUGGAUCAAGAACGGGGAUUAGAGUUAAUUAUUGGAAACGACGAUGGUAAUACUAUCAUACGUUAUAUUACUAGAACUGAGGAACUUGUAACUGCAAAAACUCCCGAUGCUUUAUCCUGUACAGAAUCUAGGCCAUUCUGGUUAACAUGGGAUGAAAAAACUCUCGACGCUGGCUAUGGACUUGUACCAAAAGCAAACUCAUUCUUUGGAAAUAAAAAAGUACCCAUCGCUCCUGAUUAUAAAGUGAAUUCGAUCGGCCUAGCGACCGGAAACAAUAGUGGCGGUGAAUGGAGAUUUACAGAACACGGCGGUGAAGUAAUCAAAAUUCAUACACCUGAUAGAAAUACAUUAGACUACUUUUGGAGGCAUAAUAAAGUAACCAAAUACUUUAAGUUCUCCGUUAAAGCAAAGAGAGAUGCUUCCCUCUUCUUGGCUCCCAGUAGUUUCUUCAAACCAUCUGAAGUACCAUCUGUAAAAGUCAUAAUAGCUGGUUGGGGAGGAACUAGAUCAAUCAUAACUGUCAGAUAUCCAGGUGGAAAAAAUUUAGAUUCUAGCAACGAAAGAGGGCUAUUAACUGAAAAUGAAUAUAGGCCAUUUUGGGUAAGUUGGUUUAAUUACGAGAUUCAAGUUGGUAAAGGAGAUAUCGUGGGUGAACAAGUCUUUUUGAAAGGCAAAGGUUAUCGUGACCUUGUACCCCAGAUAUUUGCUGUAGGAAUUUCGACAGGAGGUGUACCCGGUGGUGGUGUAGAUGGUGACUGGCUUAUUGAAGAGGAUAAAGGAGAUGAUAUAGUAUUUACAAUUGGCAGUAAUAAUGGAGACUGGAAUCAAGAUAGAACAAUUCUCUUUCUGAGAAGAGAUAAAUAUUAUUUGGAAUUUAAUGUUCAGGCGUGUCAAAGCGCGAUUAUUUCAUUAGCGGCAAACGAAAACAAUACUCCAGAUAUGAUUGAAAUCGAGAUUGGCGCAAAUGGCAACACCAAAACCAUUGUGAAAUCGAACAAAUUUCAAGAUGUUGAACGAGAUACAAAAGAUAUCUUACAUUGCAAUAGGAUGAAACAAUUCUAUCUUAGUUGGACUAAUGGAACAUUUAUCUUCGGCACAGGAACAGAAGGAACCGGGGAGCCCUUGAUCACUCAGAAAUUUAACAGCUUUGAUAUAUAUACUGGUAUCAUUAAGGGCAAUCCCAAUGCUAAGCAGCAAAAAUGGAGAAUUUACGAAGAUCAAGUUUUCGCGGCGUCGACCAGAACUUACCCAAAAGUUGAUUACACAAAAAUCUGGAGGACUGUUGAACAUAGAGACCAAGUGUCUUUUAGACUGCGAUCCUGUUCAGAAGCUGAGAUAAAGAUAAGUCAUAAAGUUACAGCAGUUGAUUAUCUUAUUGUAAUUGGAGCUAAUAAUAAUACCGAAAUUCUGGUUAAGAGGAAAGGAUUUACAGUUAUACGAAAGUUACUGGACAAGGCUUUGGAUUGUAAUCAGACUUUUGGCUUACUUGGGAAGGAGAGACAAUUACACUUGGACGGGGUGAAAAGUUUGGUAUUAAUAUCUUAA